AUGCCCGAAAUCAAAAUAACACCUUUGGGAGCUGGUCAGGAUGUCGGACGAAGCUGUAUUUUGUUGUCAAUGGGUGGUAAAAAUAUCAUGCUGGAUUGUGGUAUGCACAUGGGCUACAAUGAUGAACGACGGUUUCCUGACUUUUCGUAUAUUGUUCCCGAGGGUCCAAUAACGAGUCAAAUAGAUUGUGUUAUUAUAUCGCAUUUCCACCUUGAUCACUGUGGCGCUUUACCUUAUAUGUCAGAAAUGGUAGGAUACACGGGUCCUAUUUAUAUGACGCAUCCAACCAAAGCCAUAGCUCCAAUUCUUCUAGAAGAUAUGAGAAAGGUAGCUGUUGAAAGAAAGGGUGAGUCAAACUUUUUUACAUCACAAAUGAUUAAAGACUGUAUUAAGAAAGUAACAGCAGUAACCCUUCACCAAUCUGUAAUGGUUGAUAAUGAGUUGGAGAUUAAAGCAUAUUAUGCAGGCCAUGUUCUUGGGGCUGCUAUGUUUUGGAUCAGAGUAGGCUCACAGUCUGUGGUUUACACUGGUGAUUACAAUAUGACUCCUGAUCGACAUUUAGGUGCAGCAUGGAUAGAUAAAUGCCGCCCUGAUUUAUUGAUAUCAGAAUCAACAUAUGCAACUACCAUAAGGGAUUCCAAACGUUGUCGUGAAAGAGAUUUUCUUAAGAAAGUCCAUGAAUGUGUUGAAAAGGGUGGCAAAGUUUUGAUACCUGUGUUUGCUUUAGGAAGAGCACAAGAAUUAUGUAUUCUACUUGAAACUUAUUGGGAAAGAAUGAAUUUAAAGUACCCAGUGUAUUUUGCUCUAGGCUUAACUGAAAAAGCAAAUAAUUAUUACAAAAUGUUUAUUACAUGGACAAAUCAGAAGAUUAGAAAAACUUUUGUUCAAAGGAACAUGUUUGAUUUCAAACAUAUCAAACCUUUUGAUAAAUCCUACAUUGACAAUCCUGGUGCAAUGGUAGUAUUUGCUACACCUGGUAUGUUGCAUGCUGGCCUGUCUCUCAAUAUUUUCAAAAAGUGGGCACCAUAUGAACAAAACAUGCUAAUCAUGCCUGGUUUUUGCGUCCAGGGCACAGUUGGGCAUAAAAUAUUAAAUGGAGCAAAGAAAAUUGAAUUUGAAAAUCGCCAAGUUGUAGAAGUUAAGAUGGCAGUUGAGUACAUGUCUUUUUCUGCACAUGCUGAUGCAAAAGGCAUCAUGCAGUUGAUACAGUAUUGUGAGCCAAAGAAUGUGCUUCUUGUCCAUGGAGAAGCUCAGAAAAUGGAAUUUUUAAAGGAUAAAAUUGAAAAAGAAUUUAGUAUAAAUUGUUACAUGCCAGCAAAUGGGGAAACUGCAGUAAUUAACACACCAACAAAGAUACCUAUAGAUGUGUCCUUAAGAUUACUCAAAGCCGAAGCAGUGAGAUACAAUGCCCAGCCCCCAGAUCCAAAAAGAAGAAGAGUAGUUCAUGGAAUACUUUGUGUUAAAGACAACAGAUUGUCCUUCCUAGAUAUUGAUGAAGUUUGUGAAGAAAUUGGUAUAAACAGGCACAUAAUCCGCUUCACUAGCACUGUUCGUUUUGAUGAUCCUGGUCCUGCCGUCAAAACGGCUGAGAAAUUAAAAGGCUUACUAACUGAAAAAUUGCAAGGAUGGUCUAUAACUAUAUCGGAUGGUAAUAUAUCUGUUGAAUCUGUUCUGAUCAAAGUUGAAGGUGAAGAUGAAAGUACAAAGAAUAUUUAUGUGUCUUGGACAAAUCAAGAUGAAGAUUUGGGGAGUUACAUUUUGGGAUUAUUACAGUCUAUGGUACAGUGA
This is a messenger RNA of Pieris macdunnoughi, 1788 nucleotides long. The record is from the annotation of a GenBank genome assembly. Lineage: Eukaryota; Metazoa; Arthropoda; Insecta; Lepidoptera; Pieridae.